AUGGACGAGGUCAUCAACGUCAUAUCGAAGUGUAUCACACAGCUUGAUCUCUUCGUGAAUGGCCCCGCUGCCCACUUGACUGGGACAGCGGCGCCCACGACGAUUGACACGAUAAGGAAGUGCAUCGCCGAUCAUGCAUACUUGUUCACUGACCACCAAAUCAAUGGCCAGCGCGUGUGGGAGCUUGUGUGUUCAGCGACCUUCACUGUCGGUGAGCCACGCGCACCGACGACUGCGACGACUGCGACUCUCCUCUCCCUCUUUUACCGCCUCACGGAUUUGGUAGCGGCCUCUGCGCGUGCGCCUGAGGCAGGCAUUCUCCAGCACCUUGUGAGGCUGAUGUGCGACGCUGUUAAGCCACCGCUCGUGCGAGGUGCGUCACCUGGGCAACUGCGGUGCCUCUUUGAGGCCGCGAUGCGUUUGCUAAAGAUCCUGCUUCCAUUAAAGAAGCACGCGGAUGUGCAGACGGAGUGCUUGCAUCUCCUGCUCGCCUUGAUGCAGCUGUCAGACGUGCAGGAGGCGCAUUGCGCGGUGGUUGCUUCUGGGGAUGAGGUGGCACAGGUGGCCAAGCUGUGCACAGAUAUCUGUGGGGCCAAGUAUGACGUUGCCCUUCGGCCGCAGAACGCUUCUAUGCAGCUGCUAGGUGGUCUGUGUGAGCAGCUGGCGUAUGUGCACGCCCUAAGCGGACAGCUUGUGGAGCGAAUUCUGAAAUGCUUCCUCGACGUUGCGAGGAAUCUGGCCCAGCGGGCGGAGGUGAAUCAAACUCUUGGAGAGGGCCUUCUUAGAGGCUUGGCGGGGUUUCUGGGCCGUUUUCCGCUCCGCUGCGAAGAGGACGCCCCUGCCUUGACGCUCAUCAACAACAUUGUACUCAGCGCACUGAUGCUGGGCGAAACGUCGGCCAACUAUACGUUCUGCCUUUCCGCGCUCUUCCUGCUUCGUCGUCGAGCCUCCGACACCCUUGCGCCUUUCACGCUGGUGUGCGCCGCCGAGUACAGCGCCGCUCUCAGGUCGCUGUGGAUGCACCGCAACAAAGACGUGCGUCGAGAAACACAUGCCGCGGCGGCAGUGUUCUGGUCCACGCUGAGCUCUCAGCUGCAGCAGCACUGGUCAUCAGAGGUGGCGGAUGCGAAUAACACGCGCAAUACGGACGCGCCACACGAGCUUCACAGCAUUGUGGAGCCCCUCCUGCAGUCCUUGGACUCGAGCGCGGACCGAGAAGCCUCUUAUGCCUUAGAAGCCCUGUAUCACCUGCUCCCUGCCGUGGCAGCGUUAAGUGGUCCUCAGACACUGCAGACGAUGAGCACGCGCCUCGAGGAGCGCGUAGGGGCUCUGCUGAGCACCCCGUCCGCACAGAGGACGGAGGCGUUGUUUCAACAAGUGCCGUACCUUCUCGCCACCCUCGGGCAGUUGUUGACGCUGCUGCCGUCGGUGUCGCCGCGGCAGCAGGCAGUGGUGCGGGAGCUCCUAGACCGGGUCCUCCUCCUUUACCCGCACCCGAAGUUCUACAACCGAGAGAAGAUAGUGCCGGGUAUCGUGCUUGUAACCAGAGCUCUCACUCACCACCCACGCGCACCCCACAACACCCUGCCUCGCCUCCUGAGCGAGCGUACACUUGAACUUGUUGGGGAGGCGCCAGGUGCAGCCAUGAUGAGGCUUGCAGGUGAGCGUAUCUCAAGUGAGGAACGGUUGGACCGCAUGGCAACGCUGUGGACGAGGCUCUUGACCAUACAUGAGGAAUCCGGCGCAGAAGCCGAGGCUGAGUCGAAGCAGCGUCUCUCUGCCGCCUUUUACCGCGCCUGCACGGGCUUCUGCGAGCAGGCGCGGCUGGAGGUGGUGGUCGUGGCAAGCAACAGCGAGGCGACACUCGAACGAAUUUUGGUGGACGGCGUCGAUGGCGUGCAGCCCAGCUUUCCGACGCAUUACAGUGCGUUUUUGAGUUUUGUGGACUUCUUUGUCCGCCUCAGCGAGGGGCUCAAGCGGUCUGGCCGCGUUUGUCACCCGCCAGCAGAGGAGUUGGCGGCGUGGCUGGAAGCGCUGGUGCGUGGCGCCAGUGCCGAACCGCACGUCUCCGGCUUUUACACGCUGCUUCACCGCACCGUCGUUGGCGAGGGCAUGUGCCCACGCUCAUUGACACAUAAUCAGCCCUCUGCGAACGCUCCCCUAGCGAGCGGCACCUCGGAUGUCACCAGUGACGGUCACCAUGAAAACCACCCGUGCGUCUCGCCGGUCCUUCGCCAUUUUUUAUGUACGGAGUGCCCGCGUCGGGUACACGUGUACAGCGACGAGCUGCUCUACCAGUGUGCCAUGUGCGUGGUGGUUGGUGCGGCGCUUGUGGGACGUGAAGAAAGGGGUGCGGUGGCCGGUAGCCGCCCCGGAGCAUGCAACGACAACCGCCGUCUCGAUGCAUAUGUGCGCGCCUUCACGGUUGUCAUGUCAGCCACACCAACCUCACCGCAAGCCGAAAGCACUACCGGCAGCACAAAUGAGGUCGUGCGCAGCUUUGGCAACAGCCCCGCUAUGCUCGAGAGUAACGGACAGCAUGCCUUGCGCGUGUUGGAAAAGAAAGCAAGCCAUUCGCCUCGCUGGGCAGCUGCAGUGCUGCCGGCACUCACGAGCGCCUUGCGCUCUGCGGAAGCGGUGGCUGCCGUGCGAGCCCCCGUUCAAAUGCUGUCGGCACGGCACGGUGUCACCAUCGCUGCGGAGCUGCAGCAUCACAGCAACAAGGCCAUCUUCGCCCUGCUCUGCAAGGGCGAGCGGGCCAGCAACAGUCGUCGAGAUAGCAUGCCACGCUGGCUGGCGACAAUGCAGCCGGUCACCGUACCGCUCGUACCAGUAGAUAGCGCACUGCACAUUGGGUACCUUGUCCCCCUCGUUUCACGGUUGAGCCUGCACGGCAAGCAGCCAGCAGUACGCACAGCGGCAGCGGAAGUGCUGUACUGGUGUGUCGUGUGGGUGAUGGGUAAGAAGGCGAACCACUGGGGCAGCGCCGUCUUUCCUCCGUUGCUGUCCCUUGCUUCUCUAGCCCGGACUGGCACGGGCAGUAGUAGUGGCGGCUGUGGUAGCAUGGUGCACCAGGAGUUACAUGGGUUACUGAUGCAAACAGCGCGGUGGUUUGGUAGGCCAGCGGGUACCCCUGAAGAGGCGGAGUCGUUUGUGCUCGUGCUGUUGCGCGGGCUUGGCGAGCGAGAGGCGACGCAACGACAGGUUGUGACGGAGGCCCUCUUUGCAUAUGCCAUACCGCCCGCAGACGAACCGCAAACGGUGACCCCUCAUUUUCGAGCGGUGAUUAGGCAUCUGGUAAUGAUGGAGUGCGGUGUAUGUGAGUGGUCCCGGUUAGGGGCGGCUCACUGUUUGCACGUGAUGAUGCGCCGCCUGUGCAAAGCUAGAGUGCCGGGGCUUGCGUGCAUAGUGCAGGCGGUGGCACAAGGUGCUGUUGGCUGCCUGCGGCGCUGCACGGAGGCCCCUCUAUGGGGGGCGGUGGAGACUGCCACGGGCAACGAGGUGCAAGAGUCGCUCCGUUGGUUGGGUGCCUGCUGUCGAGAUAUGCGCCGACUGGAAAAUGAAGAAGAGCAGAGGGAGGCAGACCAAGUCGCGGCAGAUCUUGUGCACGCAGCGUGUGCGGUGCUGCCAGCGUUGGCGCGACGACACACCGCCUGCGCCAUCACGCUGCUGCAGACGCUACCUGCGGUAACGCACAUGAGCGCCAACGCGCACCAGGUGUUGUUGUUUUCUCAGGAACUAAUCCGUGAGCAGCAGCAGCGCCUGGGCCCCGCCGUGGUCAGGUCACUUGACAGCGUGGUUGGCGGGUGCGCCACUCUCGUAGCGCUCCUUCAGAGUGGUUAUUGCACCGAAAACAACAAACGGGCGACCGCUGAAGCGGUACCCUCCGUCAUCUAUGCGCGGGCAGACGACUGCAGUGUUGACACAGAGCUGCUCCGUCUGCUGACGGUCGUGCUCCAGGCCAUUGUCGAGGAGGCACGUGUGGCAACGCAUGAAAGCAGGUGCGUUUCGCCGCGCCUCGUACGGUGGCUACUAGAACUUGUAGACGUGGUACCGGAGCAGACGCACGCCACGCAUUUCUCUCUGCUCCUCACGCCUACCGUCAUUGCGCAGGCUGCUCGCGUGAUGGUGGCGGGAGCUAAAGGCACCGUGGUGAAGUGGGCAGGAGACGUUGGUAAAGACGCAACUGUUGAUGUGCCACUUCGCCGUUGCGCCCCGUCUUCGCGACUAGCUCCGACGGCGCGGGGGUGCCUGGAACUCAUUGAGUUUCUAGUGCGCGUGGCGGGCCAAAGGUGUCGCGUUGCACAGGUGAUCGAGGAAGUACUCUGCGCCAUACAGGAAACUAGCGUGUUUGAUGUGUUCACCGCAGCCUCGCCUGCCCGCCAGCUUAUCGAUGCGCUAAGCGUAGGUCCAUCAGCGUGUGUUACUGGGCCGGUUGCCCUCGCAGCUGCGCUUUGCCAGACGGAGGUCCCUUGCUCCUCCGGCACCACGACGCUGUGGAUGCUCAUAGCUGAUUCAAUGAAGAUAUCGCCCAAGAUGGUUGUCACAAUGCUGUUGGGAUUACUGCAAAAUUCCGCCGCUCUCAAUGCUACGGGCGGCGAAGGGGUGUGUGAGGGACUGUUGGUACUUAUCUUCAGUGAGCCUGAUCCCGCACUCCUUCGCGAGCACCUACGCGACCUGCUUGCUUCCGACGCGGUGCAGCACCACAUCUCCUUCACGAGCUCCUCGUUCGCUGUCAGCCUCGACGACGAUGAUGGUGCAGCGGCUGUACCGCCCUCAUCAAGGUCGAGCUCAGUGCUACUGAGCCGCGCCUUCGGCAGUGCCAUGAACCGGUGCUGGCAGCAAGCAAGUGCCGCGCUACCCACAGACCGCCUCGUCUCUGCGCUGCCGUCCUUGACCACGGUCGUGCUGUCAGAAGGCGCCCUUCGAAGUUCAAGCGAGGCAGUCUUCCUCUUCAGUUUCGUUGGAGACUGGCUCGCGGAACUGCAGCGUCGCUCGCUGACAUCCGAACACGACAAGGUACUCUGCUGUGUCUGCGCGGAUCUGGUUGCAGCGGAGCGAGGGCUGCGGAAAAGCACGCCGGCGGAGGCGCAAGACGACGGCCGCGGGAGCGCUCGACUCACAGCUUUGCUGAUGGUUGUGCAGCUAAUAGGCCCUGCCAUCCGCACAGAUCCGACUCUGAGCAGCGCGCUUUGCGAUCUGGUGCUAGUCGUCAGCAAGCCCGCCAACAUCUAUAGCCUCCUGGCAAGUGUUGAUGCGACAGAGCGUGUUGGAUGGGGGUUUCAGGUGCUUACUGCGAUUGUGACGCCGCGCCCGGUGCAUCGCUCCUUGGCGGUUUUUCCUGUCGACUUGAAGACCGUGGGUGUGGCGUUCGACUUUCUCAACGAGGUACUCAACAACGCGCUACCGCUGUGGUGGACAGAGCUGAAGACACCUCAGGAAAAGACGAAUGGUGCCGAUGUGGUCCAGUCAGGGACAGCGCUCUUCGCGGCGGUGCUGCCCCACAACGUGCAGGUGCUCGAGGUGAUUGCCCCUCUCCUGGCAAAGGAGUCUAUGCCCCAGCGCGACACUAUUGUUCGCGAGGUGCAUGGGGCGCUUCAGGCGCUGAGCGCUUGCCCGCAAGCGCUUCAGCUGGACGCGUGCAGGUGCGUUUCCUGUUUGUUACGUGAUCCACGCACACACCCUGGCAUCUGCGACGCCCUCACCCAGCACGUCCUUCUUCCACUCCUACAGGCCUCCGCUGAGGCGGUGCGGCUGCGACUCUUCGAGGAAGAGGUUCACAACUGGGUAACUGAGGCCGGCAGGGCGCCCGCGCUCGGAUGUUUCUGCGUGCAGACGGCGGUUUUCUCCUGUCUGGCGCUGAUGCACCGCCUUUGCCCUCUGACCAACUUGCGCGGAUCGAUCAACACAGCGUUCACUGGCAGAAAUCCAAAUACAACUGGGGUGGAGCUCACUCUGGAGGUGCUGAAGGCGUGUCGCGCGGCAUGGCAGCCACCGACUGUCGGCGGCGACGACAACAGCGCUGGGGAGGCGGACGGUGACGUUGGCGACAGUGCGCGCGCCGACGCGCCGCGUCGAUACCGUCAAGCCGCGUUUCGGUGCCUGCUCGCGACGCUCUCGCAAACGCAGCAAGCUGAGAAGGUGUUCUGCCGAUGCCUUUUUCACGAACGCAGCGUCGCAGGGUGGAACGGCCUCUUCCUCGUGAAGAGACGCGGAGUCGUCGUGACGGAUUUGCUGGACGCAGUGGGAGAGGUGCAGCUAUGGCGAGACAUGGACAGGUGCCAAGUACCGGAGCUUUUUGCGCAUCUUCUUCGGUACUUUCCGUCAUCCUCGGUGACGCCGGGUGAGCCACCGGAGUGGGUCCGCCACGUUGUCGCGGUCGCGCAGCAGCCACAGCUGCGCCUGCCCGUCAGAGUGGUCUUUUACGAGAUGAUAUGCCGUCACGAACGUUUCUUUGGCACCUUCGCGCGGCGCAUCUUCGACGGGGUCGCCGACUCCGUUGCCGCGAUAGCGCCUUCGGAACGGGCGGGGAAAACCAUCUGGGAGCUUCUCGCCAUCCUAACGAGAUGGCACCGCAAAGGGGGGUCAGGAGCCUUUACUGUGGGUAGCGCCGCAUCGCUGAAAGCGCUUGCCCGGUAUGCUGCCUUUCACUUGGCAUGGAAGCACUCCUUCACUGCAGGUGAGGGAAGCCGUGCACUGGACCCCACUUCCCAUGAGAGACUUGCUGAACUGCUGGAGCAGAUCCGUCGGGCACAAGGCGCCACACCGGCGAGCCUGUCUACGCCGCAGCCGCUCACUGUGGCAGAGGUGAAGAUGCUCCUUUCGCACCCUGCGUACGAGCGCCGCGCCGCCUUGGAAGUGAUUUAUCUGAUCACAAACGCGUGCGGCUGUCUCGGCUGCACCGGAGACAGUCGGGAGGUGGUGGAGGUGUACGAUUUGCUGGGCGCUUUUCUGGGUGCCUCGGCAUCGCCGCAGCUGUACCGCAUCACGGCACGGCUCGUGGGCCUUGAACACCGUCUGCUGGGCGAAGCGGCGACACAGGAGCCGUUCUCUGCGGUCAGGAAGCUCCUUCGCGACGCGCUGCGGGGCACUGUGUGCGCAACGUUGGCUGUGUGCAAGUCGGACAAGAUGUUUCUCGAGGUGCUCGAGGCAAUGCAGGAGGACCGGAGUGAUGACUUGGUGUAUCAGCUGCUCAGUCGCACAGAUCUGCUGCGUCGAUAUAGCAUUCGGAAGGACUCAGAGAAACUGCUCACCUUGCGCGUCUUGGCCCGCGCCGGCACCUACGUCGCCGACAACUACGACUCGAUUCACGUGUGCUUGUCGGGGCUGCUGCGUGGCGGUCACGGAGAGCUUCUGCUAGGCAUCUGCACAGUUGUGAGGAACGCCUUACCACAUUUGUCGAUGGAGUCGGUGCACCACGUUCUGCGUGAUUUGUGCUGUCUCGACGUCUUGCAAGCGAUGGAGUCGGCGGAGCCGGCGCGUGUUGCCUUCUAUAAGAUGGGUUUGGCUGCCUUACAGCGGUGGACGAUCGUAAGGGAGAAUCAGGAGAAGCAGGACGGUGGCGACAGCGUCAGCGCAGAUGCUGAGGCAUUCCUUGUUCGUUGUGGACUCCGCGAUGUCUCUCCUGCUGUGCAGGGUGCGGUGCUGGAGUUCCUUGACGUUCACGCUCAGCAUGUACCAGACUCGAUGUGGGGGCGUCUCGCGUGUCUUUUCACAGCCGAGGACGGAGCGAGCGGAGACGGUCUCAGUGGCAGUGGAGGGUGGGUGCGGCAUGUCGCCUUCCUCCUCCUCUCUCUGUCAAAGCGGUCGUGCAACUUUGCCAACCCAACCUACUUUUUCCCGGAAGCCUUGCACUCAGAAGGGUCGUCUCCGACGCUGGCGACGAGCGCAGAUACCGCGGCGGAAGGCUCCGUUGCACGGCGGCAGCGCCGGAGCGCGCCUCUCUUCUCUGAAGUAGUGCAGUGCGGGGGUCCUGCGGAGGCAGCGACAGCGAACACUGCAUGCCCGAUAACCGCUGCGCUCGCCCGGAUUUACACGCCAUCUGCCUUGGUACCCCGGCCACCACAGCACCAGCAGCAGCCUUUGUCGGGUGCACGGAGACCUCGAGCAACUGGUGCGUGGCAACUUGAUGCCGCGCCGUGCGCCACCGCCGCCGCGGUAGCCCAAUCCUUGCUACACAUGGAAAGCGGCGAUUCUGAGCAAGAGAACGCGGUGAUAUCGACCGGUGUGAUGGUGUCCUGCCAAAUCUCUACAACAAUGCAACUACGCGAUGCACAUGGCGCCGCACUACGAGCUGGUCCCUCGGUGAUCAACGCACCAUCGGCAGCGCCCCUCCUUGAAAGCAACAGGGCCGGACGCUUCUCGGAGGUGCGGCUGACACUGCAGUCUCUGCUGGUGCCACUGCAGGUGUUGUGUCUCCACGAAGAUGAGGUGGCUUCCCGUGUGCUCAUCGAUCUUAUCAGCAACCCCGCCGUCGCAUCCCCUGCCACCAGUGAGUCACCACACACGGUCUCUCUGUGUAGUGCCUUCGCUUCCCUCUUGCCUUUGUUCGAGAGCGGGGCGACGACCAGGCAGUGCGAGCAUGCCAAGAACCCCUUCACCCUCUUCGUUGCGCUAGAACUGUUGUUGCAUGCGCAGGCGGCCGGUUGGCCGUCAUUUGCGAGUCUUGACUGCGCGGCCCUAGUGCGCCUCACAGGCGAUGUACAGGCGUGUGGCGGUACUGUGCCAACGGUGUCUCUGCCCGUCGCGGACGGCACAGCGCACGUUGUGGAGAGGUUGUUGUCGUCACCGCAGCCGUCGACAGCGCGGGGGGCGCCUACAAGACCCUGUCUUGCGUUUCCUACACUUGGGUGGCAUGCCUAUCACGUGGCGCAGCGACUGCGUCGACAUGAUGACGCGGCAUGCCAGGCGGCACUGCGUUUGGUCAAGGCUACGGGGCGGCACGGCGCACAGGUCAUUCAGUUGCAAGGCGCGCUCGGUGGCAUGGAGGUGGGUGGGGCAGCCUACUCGGUUCGUGUUAUUGCAAAGCUCUUGGAAGAUGAGGAAAAGGAGGCAGCAGCAGCAGCAGUGGCAACUGUAGCGUUCCCUGCAACGCACGUGAGCGGCGGAGCCUUUACCUUGUUCGCUGCUCGGGAGGAAGUGCUGCGCCACUACCGGAGUCGUGCCUCACGGCUGCUGCUGGAUUGGUGUGGUGCGGCGUCGGCUUUGCAGUCGGGAACGCCUGCAGGGGCAGGGGGAAGCGGAGAAGUAAGCGUUGAAGGCGCGCGCCUCCGCUUACGCGCGCAACUGCAGCUGAUGUGCGACGGGGCUGAGUCUGCUGUGACAGCGGAAGCCUCGACGGCGUCGCGGCACCGCACGGGGUUUGAGUGGGGUGCGUGUCUCAUGGCAAAUGGACGCUGGUUGGAUUGUCAGCUUCAUGUAGAGACCUCUGUUGACCACCUGCUUGGAAGUACCACUUCUCACUAUGACGGCGGCGGCAGCUCGCUAGCCUGCGGGUACCUCGCCGCGAACUCCCUCUCGCAGUUGGCGGAUGCAGCGCAGGUGCUGCGAUUGGUCUCCACGAGCGCCGCGAGCAGCGCCGGAGUGGCGCUGCAAACGUACCUCGACGCGAUGCCAGCGUCGGUGCCUCUCAGCGGUGCAUAUGGCCCACUGUUCAUUGACGAUGUCCUUCUCAUCCGCAGGCUCAUCAUCGACUACCACGUGCAAAGGACGGGUGAUCUCUCGGGCAGCUUGCAGUUGACGGACAACGAACGUCACAAGCUUGUUGCACGGAUUCACGAGCUGCUGGGCACGUGGACUGUGCAGCAGUGCGAAGAACUGCUGCUUCUUCCGGAGAAGACGAGUGCCAUCGAGACUAUAGCAUCCAAUGCGGACCACGCCACGCUCUCCCAGCCGACACGCUGCGCCUUGGAGUUUCUCAAGAAGCGGAGUAGCCUCUUUUGUAUUGCGGUUACGCCAGGUGAAGUGAGUGGCACAUCACGAGAAGAGGCUCUUGCCGCGUUCCAGAAGGCGAUGGGAAAGGACGUGCAGCAGCGUGCGGUGGCGGGGCUGUUGUCUCCUACAGCGGCGCGGCAGUGGGCCGCCGACGUUGCUCAGUGCGAAGUAGAGAUGCUCGCCUCUAUCGGUAGCAUCCUAAGCGGCUCUGCUGAGUCGACAGCCUCUGCACAGAAGAGAGAGAUGUGGGUGUCAACGUUAAAGGAAAACUUACAGGACACGAUACCGUCCCACGUGACCCUGCUCAACGCGCUGGAGAAACUGUUACCUCCCGCGUCGCGCGGCGACGGCACCCUCGCCGACAUGUGUGGAGAUGCGAAGGAUGCUGCACACGCGUCCUCCAUAACAGCCGCGACGCAAUCGCUUUGGCAGCUCUACGCCAACACAUUUCUCUGGUGCGCGCAGGCAGCGGGCGACCGCAACAUGGAAGGCGAUAGUGGAGGACAUCUUCCGGUCUCAGCACGGGUGCCGCGACUGCUCUCGCUAUUUGCCCUCCCGCGAGUAGCCGAAGCCGCAGCGAAAGCUCAGUGGCGCGGUACAUGGGAGGCUCUGGUUAUGCUGCCUACACCAGUGUGGCUCCCAUGGGCAACCCUCCUUGUCAAUGCGCUCCUGCAGACGGAGCACGCCGUCCUGGCCAGAAUCCUCCUGCGCCUGUGCCGCGAGCGUGGGCAGGUGCUCUACUACCCCAUCAACUGUGCCUGGCGCAGCCUCGCCGAUCUGGGAAAACGUCGCGACGCCGGCCGUGCUAUCAAUGACGACCUGACACGUGAGCUCGCGGAGCUGGACAAGUGGCACCAGAGCCACAGGAUGGCUCUUGUUGCCGAGUUCGCCGCCGCCCUUGAUGAGCUCGUAGAGCCCCAGCAUCGUCUGGAGGUGCGGCUGAGCGAGGUUGAAUUACUGGUGAAGCAGCACGAGCAGUGCACGCGCGGCGGCGCGCAGACGGAGUAUCUUAUGGCGGCACUGCAGCUGUACGAACGUUGCAAAGGUGAUCUCAUGGACCCAGCACGAUGGGGACGGGCGCAACUCUACCACCGCCUCGCUGCACAGGUCUUGCAGGAGCUCGAUGGCCGGAACGCUUUUUCCACGGAGGUGCUCAAGUCAGGUGAACAGUUCCGCAGCGCAAAGAGGGAGGCCCUUCGCCAGGUAACACAAACGCUGAACACCUUCGCCUCGAGCGCAUCGAAUAGUGCCACCACGCCACAGGAACUGAGACUGUACUCGGAGCGACUCCCACGCGCGCUGUGGCGCAGCGCCACGGCCGCGACUGCUACUACCCAACCGGGCUACACCAGCGAUGCGGCCGAGCCGAUCCUCCAGCCGGCUCAGCCGUCACACCUCCUCCAUACACCGCUGGAUGCAGCUCAGCAGUGCUGUACGCUCGUCGGCGUAGCAGACCGCGUCCUCGUGCUCAAGUCUAAGCGGUUGCCGAAGAAGGUGGAUAUGUACACCUCUGCCGGCAUCUGCACCUAUAUGGUGAAGGGUGGCGAGGACCUCCGGCUAGAGCAGCGCAUCCAGGAGGUGUUCACAUUCGCAAAUCUGUGUCUUAUCGCGUCUCCACGCUUUCGGCUGUCGGCGUUGACGAUCCGCACCUACACCGUUAUCCCCGUCUCGCCGCGUGUGGGGCUGAUUAGCUGGGUGCCCAGAACGACCCCGCUGCAGGAGCUCAUGAAGGAGGCCACACCGCCAGGUGCGCACGAUGCUGUGGCCCGCUUCUGCCGGGCUCGCGGAAAGCCACAGGACAUCCUCCCUCUCUACAAAACCGCUCAUAUCACCAGGAUCCCAGAAGAGGAGUACAAGAAUCUUGUGCUUUGUCUGCGCCAGUCGGCCCUUGUAGAGUCGCUCGAGAGUAUCGCCACUGACCACUGCUCUUGGUUUGGCGUACGGGACGCAUUCUUGGACACGAACGCCGCCGCCUCCAUAGCGUCUUUUGUGCUGGGCGUUGGGGACCGCCACGCUGGCAAUUUGCUGGUGGACCUCCUAAACUGUGAAGUGGUGGCCAUCGGCUUCGGCCUGGCGUUUGGCGACGCGACGCGCAAGCUGCCAGUGCUGGAGCUGAUGCCCUUUCGGCACACGCCUCAGCUUCAACGGGUACAAGGGGUGUUAGGGGACGACGUCACGCGCUGCCGUAUGCGCCGCGUCCUGCAGGUCUUGCGCGCCGAGCGACACGUUGUCGAAGGAAUGGUAGCAGCGCUGCUAAUGCCAGAUACCGACGCCAUAGGUGACGAGGCACGUCGCAUUGCUGGGCAUCAGCUUGAUGUGGUGCGUCGCAAGCUUAAUCUCGAGCACCCCGCCGACAUCAUUUUGCGCGACGUGGCACGCAACGCGUACGUGACCCAAGACAAAGACGUGUGGAGCGGAGUCAAGGCGUGUCUCUGUGAGGGGAAGCGAGAGGAGAACGUAGAGGACGACGAUCUCACGGAGACGGCGCUGUCGACGCUCCAUCAGGAGGAUGUAUUUGUGCAGCGACUGCUGCGCAUCGCCUCUGACCCGCGCGUACUUGGUCGUGCCCACGCUGGAUGGCAGGCGUACAUGUAG
Molecule: messenger RNA, 12528 nt
Organism: Leishmania mexicana MHOM/GT/2001/U1103
Lineage: Eukaryota; Euglenozoa; Kinetoplastea; Trypanosomatida; Trypanosomatidae
Exons: 1
Coding region: 1-12528 (4175 amino acids)
Biological process (GO): DNA repair; regulation of DNA-templated transcription
Cellular component (GO): nucleus; NuA4 histone acetyltransferase complex; SAGA complex
Molecular function (GO): protein binding; transcription coregulator activity; kinase activity
Source: RefSeq, a predicted model, not a curated record